Neoarius graeffei (lesser salmon catfish) is the source of this 4254-nucleotide messenger RNA. RefSeq names its product alpha-2-macroglobulin-like. The transcript has 34 exons. NCBI's taxonomy places the organism in Eukaryota, Metazoa, Chordata, Actinopteri, Siluriformes, Ariidae. Gene Ontology annotation, molecular function: endopeptidase inhibitor activity. The record is from RefSeq and is a predicted model, not a curated record. Bases 1 to 4254 code for a protein of 1417 amino acids. Gene Ontology annotation, cellular component: extracellular region.
AUGUUUUUGAGUGUCUGGUUAAAUCGCUCUACUAAUCCAUAUUUCAUUGUGACAUUUCCUGCAGUAAUCGAGUCUGGCUCUGAUGCUAAGUUCUGUCUAAGUCUUUUGAAGCCAAAUGAAACUCUGCAACUGAACAUUGAUCUGGUUCACAACAACCAGAACAGAACUCUUUUGCAAGAGACAGUGGAAAAGGAGAUUCACCACUGCUCUCAUUUUGAGGCUCCACAGGUUGAAGGUGAAUCAGUGCAGGAGAUCAAAGUAGAAGUCAAAGGUGAAAGCUUUAAGAUUACAGAGAAAAGGAAAGUGAUGUUUAAAUCCUACAACACAUUGGUAUUUAUUCAGACUGAUAAACCAAUCUACAGUCCAGGCCAAACAGUGAAUUUCAGAAUUGUCUCUGUGGAUUCUAAUUUUAUUCCAAUUAAACAAAAGUACAGCUCAGUAAUUCUUGAGGAUAAUCAUGGUAACAGGAUUGGUCAGUGGACGAACGUGUCCUCAACAGGCCUGAUACUGCAGCUUUCUCAUGAGCUAAAUGCUGAAGCUCCACAAGGCUAUUAUUCAUUGACUGCUAAAAUUGAAAACAGGUUGAUCACACACCAAUUUAAGGUGGAAAAGUAUGUUUUACCAAAGUUUGAGAUUACAAUAAAAGCACAAGAAAAACACAGCAUUGGUGAGGAGGAACUGAAUCUGGAGGUUUGCGGAAAAUACACUUAUGGACAACCAGUACCUGGUGCAGCACUGGUGCAAGUGUGUCGUAAAUUUAUACCGGUACAACCUUAUGUUCGUAAUGUUGGUGCCCCUUUGAUUUCACCAUGCCUGGCUGAAACAGUGAAGAUGAAUCAGACUGGUUGUGCCCUCCUUAAACUGAAUGUAUCAGCUUUCAUCAAUUCUGAAUUUGAAGGUAAUUUUGAGGACAAGCUUAAUGCUACUGUUACACUAACAGAGGAAGGAACAGAAUUGUCCAUUGUAAAAUCUGUAAUCAUAGAGCUCACUUACCAAAUUGGUCAAGUGGAACUUUUGGAUUUACCAAAACAUUUUGAACAGGAAAGAGUUAUAGAAGGAAAAAUUAAAGUUACAACCUUCAGUGGAACACCAGUUCCAAACAAGAAGGUUUAUCUUUUGGAAGGUUACUGGUCUGAGAAGAUACUACUCAAUCUCACUACAGAUAGUAAUGGAUUGGCAAACUUCUCAGUUGCUUCACCUGAACCUCCUACUCCAGAGAUAACAUUGAUGGCAAGUGUCUAUCCAGACGGAAAUGACCAAAAAUACAAAACACCAUUCUUUGCAAAUGCUGAUGCACGUAUACAGCUGCUCCAACCUGCCACACCUUACAAUCCAGUAUUCAGUGAACUGUCAAUUGAGAGCUCAGAGGAACUGUUUAAGUGUGGUACUGAAAUUCCCAUAACUGUUAAUUAUUAUAUUGUCGGGGAAACUACUGAAAAAUACAGCAUUGACAUUAUAUACACGGUCUUAUCUAAAGGAGCCAUAGUCCAUCAUGGGCAUGAAAAAGUUGAAGUGGAAGACUCUCCAGAUGUCAGAAAAGGCAAAAUCUCAUUCAAACUGUCUGUUUUUGCUGAGCUGGCUCCUGUACUGCAGGUUCUGGCAUACUCUGUCCUGCCCAGUGAGAACAUUAUUGCUGCUAGCAAGAAUUUUGAUGUGGAAAAAUGUUUCAGAAAUAAGGUUUCGCUACAGUUCUCUCCCUCUAAAGCAGUUCCUGGUGAGAAGAACACUGUUGAGCUCACGGCUCAUCCUGGUUCACUGUGUGGCCUCAGUAUUGUGGAUCAGAGUGUGUUCAUCUUGGAGUCUGGAGAACGCCUAAACACUGACAAGAUAUUUAAUUUGUUGCCAGUGACAACGGUAUCGGAUUACCCCUAUAGCGUCGAAGAUAAUCUGGAGUGCUUGUAUGUUAGACCUCGACGGGCUGUACCGUUUGACCAUGCUUACGAUACAUUAAAGAGAGUGGGGCUCAAGAUGGCAACAAAUCUGGCUGUGAGAGAACCUUGGUGUCUGAUAUAUAAAGGCGUGGAAUAUCGUCGAUCAUAUCUAUAUUAUGAUUCACCACAGAGAAUGGUAUUCUCAGACGUUCGUGGAAAUUAUCUAGAUGAUGAACCCAUUGAGACAGUUCGUAAAUUCUUCCCGGAGACUUGGAUAUGGCAACUAUCUGAAGUUGGGAACUCUGGAUCAGCACAUCUUCCUGUCACUGUUCCUGACACCAUCACUACUUGGGAGACAGAGGCUUUCUGUGUUUCCUCUGUGGGUCUGGGACUGGCUCCUCCUGUUCAGCUCACAGUAUUUCAGCCCUUCUUCCUGGAGCUCUCAUUGCCCUACUCCAUUAUUCGGGGAGAGGUUUUUGAGCUGAAGGCCACUGUCUUCAAUUAUCUUUCCAAAUGCAUUAUGGUUAAAGUGACUCCAGCCCCCUCCUCAGACUACACUCUGAAGCCCUCUUCUGAUGGCGAGUAUACAUCCUGUCUGUGUGCAAACGGCAGAAAGACCUUCAAAUGGACUCUGAUUCCCACUGUGCUUGGAGUCUUGAAUGUGACAGUGAGUGCAGAGGCAGAACAAUCCCAGACUGUGUGUGACAAUGAAAUUGUGAGUGUCCCAGAGAGAGGCCGUAUUGAUACAGUUACGCGGAGUCUGAUUGUACAGGCUGAAGGAACUGAGAAGACAAAGAGCCAGAGCUGGUUAUUAUGUCCACAGGGCAACAGUGUUUCAGAGGAGCCGGAGCUGAUUCUUCCUGAUGAUGUAAUAGAGGGAUCAGCGCGAGCUUCUGUUUCAGUAAUUGGAGACAUACUUGGGCGUGCAUUAAAAAAUCUGGAUGGGUUGCUUCGGAUGCCAUAUGGCUGUGGAGAACAAAACAUUGCUCUCCUUGCUCCCAAUAUCUACAUUCUUCAGUAUCUAGAGAACACUGAGCAGCUCACCACAGCUAUCCGUGAGAGGGCUACUGGCUUCCUUAAGAGUGGAUACCAGAGGCAACUUAACUAUAAACAUUUGAAUGGUGCAUACAGUACAUUUGGCAGGGGAGAGGGGAACACAUGGUUAACUGCUUUUGUUUUGAGGACAUUUGGCAAAGCACAACGUUACAUCUUUAUUGAUCCAGAAAGCAUUAAUAGUGCAAAGCAAUGGCUUAUAAGUAAGCAGAGACCAGAUGGCUGUUUUAUACGACAAGGGCGUCUCUUCAAUAACAGAAUGAAGGGUGGCGUAAAUGAUGAUGUGACUAUUACUGCCUACAUCAUUGCAUCAUUGCUUGAAUUGGGUACUACUGUCCAGGAUCCUGUUGUAACUAAUGGACUGUUGUGCCUCAAGUCUUCUAUUGGUAACCUGACAAACACCUACACUACUGCACUGUUGGCCUACACUUUCAGUCUGGCUGGAGAGAAUAAAACUCGGGAGCAGCUACUAAAACAGUUGGAUAGUGUUGCCAUUUCAGGAGAUGGUCGUCUUCAUUGGUCUCAGUCAGCAUCAGAUGACUCCGGCGCAUUGUCAGUGGAAAUCAGCUCCUACGUUCUUCUAGCUGUUCUCACUGAAGGUCAGCUCACUGCUGCUGAUUUGGGUUAUGCUAAUAGGAUAGUCAGCUGGCUGGUGAAACAGCAAAAUCCUUAUGGAGGCUUUUCCUCCACCCAGGACACAGUUGUGGCCCUCCAAGCUCUGGCGCUGUACUCCUCUAAAGUGUUCAGCUCAGAUGGCUCUAGUACAGUAACUGUAAAGUCAGCAGAUGGACACAGUUACAACUUUGAUGUGAACCAGAACAACAAGUUACUGUACCAAGAAAGAUCAUUGCAGAAUGUUCCUGGAAAAUACAGCAUUGAUGUGAAGGGCUCAACCUGUGUGUCAGUACAGAUAGCACUUUUCUACAACGUCCCCGUACCUAAUGAACCCAGUACACUGAGCAUCACAGCGAAGACUGAAGGAAACUGCACAAAAUCAUUUGGACAAACUUUGUCCAUCAAGUUCACUGUUGGAUAUACUGGGUCAUUUAACAGCACUAACAUGAUCAUAGUGGACAUAAAACUCUUAUCAGGGUUCACAGCAGAUCCUGGUGAACUGAAAAAUAGCAUUUUUGUGGAACGGGUUGAUUCUAAAGAUGACCAUAUUAUCACAUACAUUAAUGAGCUCCCAAAGAAUAUUCCUAUCAACUAUGAGCUACACAUUAAACAGGUGCUUCCUGUCAAGAAUCUCAAGCCAGCGGUGAUCAAAGUUUAUGAUUACUACCAAACAAGUGACCAUUCAGAGGUGGAGUACACCUCCCCGUGUGUGUAG